AUGUAUUCCUUGUUUCAAAAUAAUAUUGUUGUUCAUUUAAUCAAAUCAAAACAAACUAGUACAAUUAAUCUAUCGUCGUUGUCAUCAUUUUUCUAUCGAAAAAAUAUUUUAUUAUUAUUAAUCGUGACUUAUCUUGUUUUUGGAAGAGAAUGUAUUUAUAGUCAAGUAUUGAAUGAUCGAAUUAUCUAUGUUAAAAAAGGCGAUACUCUUGAAAUAUGUGAUAAUCGUUCAACAUCAAUUUAUGCUUAUGAAUAUAAAAGUUUAGAUAAUAGAAAAAGUUUAAUUAUUGAAACAGAGAGAAAUACACGUUAUACAAAUCCAUAUAAAACAAGUCUAUUACAAAUACACAAUGUAAUUGAAGAUGAUACCGGUUAUUAUAAAUGUCCAGAAGAUGAUACAGAAUGGAAACACGUACAAGUUUAUACACCAAUCAAAAACAUUUAUUUAGCAAAUUUAAACCCAUUGAGAGCACGUGAAACAACAAAUUGUCCUAACUGUUUAUCGAUGAUUGAUGGUGAAAGUUUGGAUGUUUAUUGUGGCGCAGAUGGUUAUCCAAAACCAGAAAUCGAUGUUUAUUUAGAUAAAAAUAGUACAUCACGUUUAGUAUUAUCUAUUGCUGGUGUUAAAAAGCCCGAUACAAUUAAUGAUCUAUUUAAACCAUCGUCCUACGAAGCUUAUCGUAUUGAACGAUUAACACCGGAAGACAAUGGACGUUGGUUAACAUGCGAAGCAGAUUUAACUAAAGCUGAAAAAACAAUUAAGAAAUUAAUUUCAAAACAAUUGUAUAUUGAAUUUCGACCUGUUUGCGCUGAAAAAUCAAAAAAAAUUUAUAGCGGUAUAAAUCAAACUCGAACAGUUAAUUGUACAGUAUUACGCGCUAAUCCAUCUUAUAUAACAUUCGAGAUAUCAAAUAGUUUACCAAAUUCAAUUAUACGUCGAAUUAAUAAUGAACAAAAUAAUGGUCUCUAUUAUGCAUUUGAAAUAACACCUACGAAUAUUGAACAAUUUCGUCCAUUUAAUGUCACAGCCAGAAAUUCUGUUGGCUUUGAUACUUGUACAUAUGAAUUGCUUCAUGGUGGCGUUCCUGAUGCAAUAAUAAAUUGUUCUACUGAAAUUCAAUUUAAUGUUACAAUUCAAAUAAAAUGUCAAAAAAGUUAUGCUCAGGGUGAUAUUGAUGGUUAUACAUGCGUAUUGUUUAAAUACAAACCAAAUGAAACACCAUUAUUUGAAGAAAUUGCACGAUCAAAAAGUUGUAUAUUUGCAUUUGAUUAUUUUUCUAAUCCAGCUGAAUAUCGUGUAUCAGCAUUCAAUAAAUAUGGCACAUUACCGGUUAGUACAUAUGGCUAUCCGGUUCAUUUGAAUAGAAGGGAGGUACCUAAACAGUCGCCAUUAUUGAGUAACAAAAUGGUUAUUAUUAUUGCAAGUGUAAUUGGUGGAAUUAUACUUUUGGUUCUGGUGUGUUGUUGUUGUGGAAACAAAUUAAAGUCAAACGAUCGAAAAUAUAAAGAAAAAUAUCCUCGCUCAUCAUCGGAGAGCGAACCUAUGAAACCAAAUUCUGAUGAUUCAAUUGCUACUUCUCAUUUAACACAAAAUGGAGCGGACAAAUCUUCACAUCUGAAUGGUUCUACUGUCUACGAUGUGCCCGGUUCAAUAACGAAAGAUCCAGCAUCAACACAACAAAUGUCCACAUCUCUCAGACAUUAUCAUCAACAGCAAAAUGGAAGUAUUCAUUAUAUUGAUAAUUCGUCAAAUAGUAGUCUUAACUCAUUACCUACACGCACACGAACAUUUGCAAAUAAAGUCUAUUCGAUUAACGACGGACUGGACAAUAAAUAUGGACCGUUGUCAGAAGAUUACAGUCGUCCUGAAGAAAUACUUGAAGUUGACGAAGAUUCACCUGUUUAUUCAACGACAACCGAUAUCAUGUCUGAAAGCGGUAGUUUUCUUGUAUCAUCGUCAAAAAAACGUGCUCCACCUCCUCCGAAACCACGAUAUUCCACAUUACGUAGUGUAAGAGGUAAUUUACCAUCGAUGACAAAUAAUAAUACAAUAGACGAUAAAACAUUACCAUUACCAAAGCCACGCUCGCGUUCAAACUCUCGUACACGUUUAAAUGGUGGUAAUGAUACACCAAAUUCGUCGUUUUAUGAUGAACGUCCGAUAUCAUCUAGUGAUUCUGGGGUCUGUGAUGUUAUAUGUUUGCCUAAUGGUGAGACCAUUCGAACCGGAAUCGUUAAAUCUAGACAACAAAAUUUACAAAAACAUUAUGCGUCACCUCACUAUAAACAAAUUCCACUACCACCGUCACAAAAAUCAUUAUCCGAUCACAAUACCUCUCCUUCAUUUAAUCAUCAAUCUUUACUUUCACCUAUUGUACGUGGUACGGAAUUAGGUCAACAACCAGAAAAAGAAAAUAAUGAUGGAUUCUCUCAAUUGAUUGAAACAAAAAAAGUUGAUAAUAAUACUGAAAAAGAAAAUAUUGUGAAUAAAAAGAGACAACAUGAUAAUGAAAAUGUCGAUGAUCAUUUAGCAUGUCUACAAAAAAAACGUUCAAAAACAGACUCGACAUUGAACAAUAAUCAGCCACAAGCUACCGAAACGAUUUCUCAUGUUUCAUUAGAAAAUGUGGCAACCACAGAUCUUGAUAAAACGUUAGAUGUAAAUACAAAUAUUACAACGCAUGUUCGUCAACGUAGUAAAACAACGUCUGACAUAGAACAUGAUAAAAUAAAGUGUUCUUAUUAUCAGAAUACAGCAGAUCGCCAUAGCGAACGAACAACUCGACGUCGAAGUUGUCUUUGUUCAAAAAAACCGCUCAAUGAAUUAUGUUGGCUGGAGAGAGGCAACGAUAUACUAGAAUUCCCAGUACCAGUUGAUAUUCAACAGUUGAUUUUAGUUAAUCAACCAGAACCAUCUUCUUCAGUCGAGAUAUCAGAUGUUGUGCCGGUAAUGUCAACUCUCAUAGAAACUCCGGCACCAGUUGUUAUUCAAACAGAAGAAAUUUCUACAAUGUUAGUAUACGAUUCUCUUGGAUGCGCAGCAAAUACUAUUAAUGAUACAAGUUUUGAGAAAAAAAUUGAAAAACUUCAACAAAAAGUUAUUAUUAAAGAUUCACGCAAAAAAUCACCCACCAUGGAAAAAAAUCGAUCAAAAGAACAUCGUGUUACAUUCCACGAUCAAGCAACAAUAAUUGAUGAUCAAACAAUUGAAAAUGUAAAAGAAAGAAAAAAUGAUCAAAUGACUCAGACAAAUGAAAUCAAUCAACGCUCAAUAAAGAUUCAAACUGAGCCAGUUACUGCUUGUUCAUCAACAAACACACAUGAAAUCCAAUAUGUUUCAUCCAUGACACAAACGUCAAAUAAUGAAAUUAAGAAACUUAAUCAGUCGACACAAGUAACACCACUUAUUGAAGAACAAGAACAACAGCACCAAUGUUGUCCCAAUGUAACAACAUGUCCUUGUGUUCAAAUGUAUGGGAAAACGGAACAAUUUCUUUUACAAACAUUUUCAGCAUUUUUCAACUGUAUGCCAACCACCACCACAACAACAUCAUCAAUAAUAAAUAAUCGUAAUCGAAAAACCAAACGUCGUUAUUUGAACCGUAGUCGUCGUUUAUCUGUCAUUACACGAAAUCAAGAAUAUGAACAACAGCCAAGAGAAGAGUCAGAUGUUAAUGCAAAUGAUAACGUUGAUGACGAUAUCAUUGUUCUUGGUACACAAUAUCAGAAUAUAUCUGUCAUAGAUACGUCAACAAUGGCUGAGAAUGAAAAUGAAAACCAAGAAAAUUUGUAUAGUACAUUCACAGUUUUAAAGGAAGAACCGUUGAUUGAACCGUUGACCACAAUUGAACCGUUGAUUGAAGAAGAGCAAGUAUUAGAUCUUAGUAUCGUACAUAAUACAACAAUGUUUGACCAGAAAGAUGAAAACCAUCCAGUACAACACAUUACAGAAUUAUCUUCAAUGGAAAUGGCAAUGUUGAUAAAAUCGCCAAUAUUAGAAAUUGAAGAAGAAGAAAAAAAACGAAAAAGAAUUGUAGUAACAUCCUCAUCACUGAGUGAUCAAGAAAAAUUAAUAUUCGAUGAAUUUGUCCAGUUAUUUAAUCUUCGUACAUCAUUCAGUGUUGAUGAAACAACAACUCAUUUAAUAACAGAAGAAGAAAAUGAAACGUUAACUUGUCCAUUAACUGGUAAAGUCAUUCAAGCGAUUUCUCGUCAUCUAUUUGUCGUCUCAUUCCGUUGGAUUGUACGAUGUUUACGUGAAAAACGUCUUGUCAGUGAAGAAGAGUAUGAAAUGCAUGGUGAUUAUACGUUGGAAAACAACCAUAAUGGUAUGAAAAAAUCACGUUUAAAUCCCGAACAUUUAUUAUUUGGUGAUUAUGCAUUCAUGCUAAAAUGUACUGGUUGCUCACCAUUCACCGAUAAUUUGCCAUUAAUUGAAAUGAUUAAACUAAGUGGUGGGGUUUUCAUUUCUAAUUUAACACAAGCAGUGGCAAAACGGAAAACCAUUGUUUUAUGUUCAGAGAAUUUUAUUCGUAAUAAACCGUCGUUAUUUGAAACAUGCCAAAAAGCAAAUGUACAUUGUUUGAAACCAGAAUGGUUAUUGAUAUCGAUAACAAAACAUGAAAUUCAACCAUAUAGUGAUCAUGAAAUUUUAAGAUAA
Didymodactylos carnosus is the source of this 4659-nucleotide messenger RNA. The record is from the annotation of a GenBank genome assembly. NCBI's taxonomy places the organism in Eukaryota, Metazoa, Rotifera, Eurotatoria, Philodinida, Philodinidae.